Messenger RNA from Gongylonema pulchrum, 423 nucleotides. The record is from the annotation of a GenBank genome assembly. Lineage: Eukaryota; Metazoa; Nematoda; Chromadorea; Rhabditida; Gongylonematidae.
AUGAUGACACCAGUAUGCGGCAAUGAGGUGACCAUCACAUCACAACCACCACUACGUCAUCUUCUUUUAACAAAAGUAGCAGCAGCGUCAGAAGCUCCUGGCAAUCUUAGUGCUGCAUUUGGCUUCAGCAGCUGGAAAAACGAUAUGCUCAAAUUGGCGCAAUCCAACAAAAACAGCAACAAGGCUAAUCCUUACAAAGGAAUGCUGUCGAAACGGAAGAACCAAUCGCCAGAUCGUAGUAUUUUAAGUUUCGACCCAGCGAAGAGUAAGAAAAGUUCAAAAUCAGACGCCAGCAGUAGCGACACACGAAAGCUUCGUGAAAUGUUUGAAGCGCAAAGCACAGAAAGAGAACUGUUUGGCGCCGAAAAAUUCGAAAGGAGCGGCAUAUCUUUUGCGAAAAAUGAUCGCGUUCACCAGAAAUAA